GUGUGCUGACCAAUCUUGGACUCCUCGUGGAUGACCUUUCGGGGGAGAGAAAUUCUCACACCGCAGUUUUAUGAGAUAGCAAGUUAAUUUCUGAGAGGAUUUAAUUCUGGCUUAAUCACCAGACGUUUAUGUUUAAAAGAAUCUCAGAGCUGGAAGACUUCAGAGGCCAUCUAGUGUGCCGUGCCUGAACCGGCGUCCCCUCUACGGCAGGCCUACCUGACCAGCGAACAGCCAGCCUUUGCUUGAAGACAAGCACCCAGUGCAAUGCCUUGCACAUGUGAUUACUCCUUGCUGUUGAAUCAUGGGGGAAAUUGAAGGCACUUACAGAGUCCUAGAGACUCCAGGAAGCCGUUUGGGGGGGCCGAAUCACACGGGGGUCAGCACCUUGGAGCCGGGGCAAAGUCUGUCCUCAGCCAUGGCGAAGACGUCUGCCAAACUGCAAGAGAAAGACCUUGCUGCUAUCAGAGUCAAGUUGCUGGACAAUGCCAUCGAGAUACUCCACGUGGAGCCCAAAUGCUAUGGACAGAUCCUGUUAACAGAGGUGUUUAAACAUUUAAAUUUGAUUGAAUCAGAUUACUUUGGAUUGGAAUUCCAGAAUGUCCAGUCUUAUUGGAUUUGGCUUGAACCGAUGAAACCCAUCAUUAAACAAAUACGAAGACCAAAGAACACAGUUCUUCGGCUAGCUGUCAAAUUUUUCCCACCUGACCCUGGACAGUUGCAAGAAGAGUACACAAGAUAUUUGUUUGCCCUCCAAAUCAAGAGAGACUUAGCAGAGAAGCGACUCCCCUGCAGUGACAACACGGCCGCCCUCCUCACUUCUCAUCUCUUGCAGUCUGAGAUAGGGGACUACGAAGAAAAUGCAGAUCGAGAGCAUCUUAAAAUCAAUAACUAUGUACCGAACCAAGAACAAAUUCAAGAGAAGAUCAUAGAACACCAUCGAGAACACAGGGGCCAAACACCCGCUGAGUCAGAUUUCCAGGUACUUGAAAUUGCUAGGAAGUUAGACAUGUAUGGGAUCAAGUUUCACCUGGCCUCUGAUCGAGAGGGGACCAAAAUUCACCUUGCUGUUUCUCACAUGGGUGUACUCGUAUUCCAGGGGAACACCAAAAUUAACACCUUCAAUUGGUCCAAAGUCCGUAAACUGAGCUUUAAGAGGAAAAGGUUUCUUAUUAAACUUCACCCAGAAGUUCAUGGCCCAUAUCAGGAUACAUUGGAAUUUCUCUUGGGGAGUAGAGAUGAGUGUAAGAACUUCUGGAAGAUUUGUGUAGAAUACCAUACCUUUUUCAGGCUUUUUGAUCAGCCCAAGCCAAAAGCUAAAGCUGUCUUCUUCAGCCGAGGGUCUUCAUUCAGAUACAGUGGGAGAACCCAAAAACAACUGGUGGACUUUGUUAAAGACAGUGGGAUAAAGAAAAUGCCCUAUGAAAGAAGGCACAGCAAGGCUCGAAUCACUGCUCGAACUUUGAAUAAGGAUUUGCCAAAACAGAGCAUCUCAUUUACCGAGGGCUUGAGACUUCCUGGCUCACCGUGUUCUACAAAUGCCUCCUUUUAUUCCGUCCCUACUUCUUCUGUGACCCCUGCUGACCUGCCCAUCUGCAUGGACAGCAGCAGUUCCUUCAUGGCCUCCAAGGCCGUCUCCUUGAAGAGCUCGCUGGCAGAAAGGAGCAGCAUGACAUCAGCUGAAGAAGCUGACAAGAGAACGGUCCAACCACGUGGAUCUCCAAUCCUCCAGUCAUUUCAAGGCCUCUCGGAGGACAGCUCUCCACUGUCUCCCUUCAUGCUGAAGAGUUCACUGAGUUUGAACCCAGCCUUUCAGGUGUCUCUGAGUCCAACUGGACAGGGCUCAUCCCCUCUCCUAAGCCCUGUCCUAGGUGAUGCUGGUUGUGUCAGAGUUGAAGAUGAGGAUGAAACAGAACACCAGAAAUUGGUGAGAACCAACAACAUUCGAAAGCGUACCCCAACAGAUAAUGCAUAUUUUAUAGCCAAGGAGAUUCUUGCUACUGAACGAACAUACUUGAAGGAUUUAGAAGUCAUUACUGUGUGGUUCCGCAGCGCAGUCAUCAAGGAGGAGGCCAUGCCAGGGACACUGAUGACGCUGCUCUUCUCCAACAUCGACCCUAUCUAUGAGUUCCACAGAGGAUUCCUGAGGGAGAUUGAACAGCGACUGGCUCUCUGGGAAGGAGCCUCCAGUACCCACGAGAAAGGCAACCUCCAGCGCAUUGGCGACAUCAUGCUUAAGAACAUGCAGAGUCUGAAGGAGUUCACCAGCUACCUUCAGAAACAUGACGAGGUUCUUACGGAACUGGAAAAAGCUACCAGAUGCCUCAAGAAACUGGAGAUGGUCUAUAAGGAAUUUGAACUUCAGAAAGUUUGCUACUUGCCUCUCAACACUUUCCUACUCAAGCCCAUUCAGAGACUGAUUUACUACAAGUUGGUCCUUGGGCGGUUAUGCAAACACUACCUGCCAGGCCACCCGGACUAUCCGGAUUGCAAGAGUGCCCUCCGUGAGAUCUCUGAUAUGACAUCGCAGCUGCAAAACAGCCUCCUCCGCUUGGAGAAUUUCCAGAAACUCACAGAGCUUCAGCAUGACUUGGUCGGCAUUGACAACCUCAUCAUCCCAGGCAGGGAAUUCAUCCGGGAAGGCUGUCUAUACAAGCUGACCAGGAAGGGCUUCCAGCAAAGAAUGUUCUUUCUGUUCUCAGACAUGUUGUUGUACACAAGCAAAGGAGUGACGGGUACCAACCAUUUCAAAAUCCAUGGUCAGCUGCCUCUGCAUGGCAUGCUGUUAAUAGUGCUGGACCCACCGGUGGAAGAGAGUGACAACGAGUGGUCCGUGCCGCACUGUUUCACCAUCUACUCCAUCCCAAAGACCAUUGUUGUGGCAGCCAGCACGCGCCUAGAAAUGGGCAAAUGGAUGGGGGAUUUGAGCCUCGCGAUUGAGGUGGCCAAGUCUGGUGACAAGCCCCCAGUGCUCCUGGACAGCUGCAUGAGCGGCAGCUCCAACAGACCCUCGGGCGAGGUCUCUCUAGAACAGGAAUCAGAAGAGGAUGCUCACUCCUCCCAUAGCUCCCUGGACAGGCAGAAUCCGCACCGGGCCAAUACCACCAUGCACGUGUGCUGGUACCGCAACACCAGUGUCUCCAUGACUGACCACAGUGUGGCCAUUGAGAACCAGCUCUCAGGGUACCUGCUGAGAAAGUUCAAGAACAGCAGCGGCUGGCAGAAGCUCUGGGUGGUGGUCACCAAUUUCUGCCUCUUCUUCUACAAAACUCACCAGGAUGAUUACCCACUGGCCAGUCUUCCCCUGCUGGGCUACACGGUCAGUGUCCCUGGGCAGGCCGAUGGCCUUCACAAAGAUUUCGUCUUCAAGCUUCAGUUCAAAUCUCAUGUCUACUUCUUCAGGGCUGAGAGCAAAUACACAUUUGAGAGGUGGAUGGAAGUGAUCAAGAGAGCGACCAAUUCUCCUGGGAGGACCAGCCUGGUGAUGGCCCCGGGGGACGACAAAGCCACCCACACAAACUGACGGAGGCGUCUCAGGUCCCCUGUGGAGGCCGAGCCGGGAAUUAUUAAUAAAGGGGAAAGGGAGAACACGUGUGUGCUGGAUAAGGAGUCACGGGAGGGGCUGGGACCGCAAAGGCCAGCAGCGACAGAGAAGGGAAGAGUGACUGGCAAGGAAGCUGGGGCCACUCCUGCCUUGAGUGCGAGGACUUAGAGUGGCUUUCACCAUCAGGUCUUGGGGAAGUGUUUAGAGCUGGAGAGGCCCAGCUAAGUGAGGGGACUCGUCCAAGGUCACCCAGAUGGCUCAUCCACCAGAUUCUGGGUCCAGCUCCCCUCGUCGUGGAGCACACGGUUCUAGGUAUUUCCUCUAGACUUCCCCGACCCUCAGGGUGUUUAGAAAGCUUGGGAGUGUGAUGGGCCUGCCUGGGCCCCUAUGGCAGAUGUGUGUGGGGACUCUGACCAUAUCAGGGAUGGCAUCACAUUCCAUCUCCACAUGGGCUAGAAGAGCCCCAAGAGAUGGCUUGGUAGAGUUGGCGGAGCUUUGCUGUAUGUCGACGUGGGCAACGAAUGUCGGACGGAGGCUCGGCUGGGAAGCAGCCUUUGAAGGUGUCCUUGAUUUCAGUUUCCUUGUUUGUAAAAAGAGUGGAUCCCACCUCCCACCUCCCUCCUUCCUCCUCAGUUUGGGGUGAGGAGUGAGCAGAGUGCACAGUAUUGGACGUUUUUGAGCAGAAAGGUGCCAGUUCCACUGGGCUCUGGCCAAAUGACCACAGGCCCCAAGCCCCAGGACCAAGCGUGUGCCCAUGGAGGAUCUCAUCUCCGUCAGGCCUGAGGCAAAGGCACCUGGGAGCCCCCCCAGCCCAGGUGGAGGGAGCUGCAUCCCAGAGGAGGCCCCGAGAUGACUCCAGGACAGGUGUGAGAGGGAGGGCCUAAGGCCUGAGGGCCGGACUGGGCGUGGGGGUCUGCACUGUGAGGGGCUUCCUUCACUGGGACCCCUUUCCAUCCCUCUUCCAGGAAGUCAAAGGCCAAAGCUUCAGGUUGUUACCACGUGUCCUAACGAGGGAAGAUCCGUUAGAAACAAAACGCUUCGUUAAUUUAUUGGGGACUGCCCUAACUCUUUCCAUAGUUGGAUUGAGAUGUACAGUUGUGUAUGUUUGUACUAGACAGAACCUGGUUACAAGCUAACGUGUAAACGUAAGUAGAAAUAAACACCAUCUUGCUGCAAUUAAAGCUCGUCGUCUCUUUUCUCAGCUUAGACACUGCCUGCUACUCUCGUGAAUGAAGCGCUUUGAAAGGAGAUUCUUUCCUCAUUCUUGGCUCUGAGUAGGAAGCAGGAUCCGGGUGAAUGGCCGACCCCCAGGUCCACUGUGACUAAUGCCAUGACUUUGCUGAGCUGUCCCUGGCACCGGUGCCUCCGUGUGUCCACAGGACUGAGGAGGCAGCUGGG
Molecule: messenger RNA, 4939 nt
Organism: Dromiciops gliroides (monito del monte)
Lineage: Eukaryota; Metazoa; Chordata; Mammalia; Microbiotheria; Microbiotheriidae
Gene: FARP2
Product: FERM, ARH/RhoGEF and pleckstrin domain protein 2
Exons: 30
Coding region: 302-3520 (1072 amino acids)
Cellular component (GO): cytoskeleton
Molecular function (GO): guanyl-nucleotide exchange factor activity; cytoskeletal protein binding
Source: RefSeq, a predicted model, not a curated record